AUGGUCAGGACUUGUUGCUGAUUUCAUCCCGGGUGACGUAUUGGCUUUUCUAUUCUCAGUACCAAUCCCCUGUUUUAACUCUGCUUGCGCAAGAGUGUUGAUUAUAGGAGGAUUCUCAAAACUCUUAUAGCAUUGCGACUCGCUUGCUUCCCCUCUGAAGCUCUGAAGAGUCUGCCUUUGGUAUUGCUUCAAGAGAGGACUGUUUGGGUUAUCUUCCCAUCCCGUCCGCAUCAACAAACCAUCCAAUCUGGCGAUUCAAUCGACAAGCCUGUGGUCGCAGGCACAAACAUCUCAGAGCAGACCCGGAUCUGCCGCAACAGAUUCGACCGGCGCAUCGCCUAACUCUCCACGGACACCAUCGACACCAACCUGGCCUUCCAGAGACUUUAGUCUAUCGAAACAGGCUGCCAGCCAGGACAAUAAACUACCAUCUUUAGAAAGGCUCGGGGAGGGUCAAUGUGCCGGCCCUCGUGGCCAGGUGUGCACAGGCGGUCUAGUCUCAAUGUCGCAUACUGGACCAGCAUCUCAACAUGCGUCACGUCGUUCUUCGAGGUCCCCCUUGGGAGAUGACCAAGUCUCGCCUUCCUCAGUUCGACACAGACAGCUCAGUGACCGCGAUCUGCGCCAAGAUGUGAGCAACGUUCCUUAUACAAAUGGCGACGAAAGAUUACAGCAGGUUCCCCAAAAGACCCUUGGUGUCCAUAACAUACUCAACCCUAUGGAGCCACGACUACUGGCUUCAGGGGGUAAUGGCCAUCUUCCUCCAGCAGCUCGUCCUUCUGAAUCCGUGACACCAGUCCAGGCAGUUGGCUCAGUCUCUGGGUCUUUUGCCGGCGCACGAGCUUUCCCGCCAGCCCACCCUGUAUCAAUUUCUCUUCCAGGUACGCCCUUAGGGCCGAUGACACCUAUCGGAGGACCUUCGUCAGGACGCAAUUCCCCAACAGCUUUCCCAUUUCCUGCCGUGAAUAGUGCAAGACCAAGGGCGAGCCCGACACAGCAUCCCCGAGCCAUAAGUGUUAGUCAUGUGCCAUCUCAUGAAGCUGAUGGGCGGCAGUCUUUACACAGCUUUUCAUCUGCCAAGCGGCCGUUUGAGGACAUAACUCCAGAAGACACCAGAACUCAAUAUCCCCAUCUACAUCCUCUGACAGGAACACCCACUGGUCCUCCCUCAGCAAUGUCGGAUCAUGGUAGGAUGCAUUCACAGCCGCUCGCUUCUCCUGGGACACAAGCUUCUCUCUCUACUUUCCCCUCCAGCCAUGCGCCAGGUCGCACGCAACCGUCUCUAGGACAUUCUCAGUCUUCAUAUUCUCCUAAUAUGCAGGCUGGUCGGCCCUUCCCGAGUCCGGGGCCCCCAAGCGAGUCUGCCUCGCCAUGGUCAGAAACACUGCGGAGACAUGGGAUGGGAGGGUCCCUCUUUGGCGUCGAAGGACAGCAAGCCAUGUUGGCACUUCCGGGAAGCGAGGCACCUAUCCCUGUGCAUAUGGACUUUUCGCAAGCGUCCAAGAAAGCAGACGAGAAGAGACAGAGAAAUGCAGUGGCUUCGACAAGGCACAGAAGGAAGAAGAAGAUCAUGCAGGAGGAGAACUCAAAACAGCUACAAGAGCUUCGGGAUGAAAGGCGUCUCAUGGAGAUACGGAUCGACGAGUUGACUCAACAGCGGGACUUCUACCGUGAAGACCGUAACCGUUUACGAGACAUUGUCGCACAAACGCCAUCAAUAAGUAACCUUGCUGCUGGACUUCCUAGUCCUACUAUUUCAACAAGCAAUUCUUAUGCAGAGACCGGGUCGUUAGCAUCAGGGCCAUCUGGAUCCAUGAGUUACGGAGAUGUCCUAUCGAACGAAAGACCAACCCAACGCCGUCGAACCGAUGACCACCCUGAAUAUUCGCUUCCACCAUACGGGUCCCCUGCGAGCGGCCACCCGAGUGCAUCUCCUAGUGGACUACCUCCGAUGCCCAUGCCAGGUUAUGGCGGGCCAUCACGGCCAUCAUCUGCGGCAUCCUCAGCGAGCGGUGAAAGGCUGCCGCCGCUGAGAGUAAUGGAAGGUCGACCUCCUACUGGCCCACCCCCCGGGCCAGGUGUUCAAGAGCAGGAUCCGCGAACUGGUCAGUGGGUUCCCGUUCAGCCUCGAGUUCCAGAGACUGGGUGGGCAACAAGGGACACUCACCGCAGACCUUAAUACAAUGGGAUUUGAGAUUUGAGACUUGCAAGCGUUUGGUUACGCAUCACAGUUAUUGAGACACAGUGUUCUCGUCUAUUAUAUAAUAUCGGAGUGGUUCAGGUUUUUGGCAUGAUUUUGGUAACUCGCGGGUGGGACUUUUGGAAGACGCAUCUGUUGGGCAACCGACGAAUUUAUUGCAACUUGUAAUGUUGUCUUGUCUUAUCUUGUUUCCUUGUUCUCCGUUCUGAUUACGUGUUUUCUGUUGUCGAGUUCAGCAUUGUUUGCAUACAUGGAGUGCUCAUG
Messenger RNA from Fusarium verticillioides 7600, 2464 nucleotides. RefSeq lists its product as hypothetical. NCBI's taxonomy places the organism in Eukaryota, Fungi, Ascomycota, Sordariomycetes, Hypocreales, Nectriaceae. The coding region runs from base 503 to 2179 and encodes 558 amino acids. The transcript has a single exon. Gene Ontology annotation, biological process: regulation of DNA-templated transcription. The record is from RefSeq and is a predicted model, not a curated record. Gene Ontology annotation, molecular function: DNA-binding transcription factor activity.